Molecule: messenger RNA, 4362 nt
Organism: Periophthalmus magnuspinnatus
Lineage: Eukaryota; Metazoa; Chordata; Actinopteri; Gobiiformes; Gobiidae
Product: sialoadhesin-like
Exons: 20
Coding region: 40-4362 (1440 amino acids)
Biological process (GO): cell surface receptor signaling pathway
Molecular function (GO): transmembrane signaling receptor activity
Source: RefSeq, a predicted model, not a curated record
GUUUGAAGAGUCUAAUUGCAGAGCCGUGCUGGUUUAAGGAUGGACUCUCCUUGGGUCUGGUCUCUGCUCUGCUCCUAUCUCAUCGCUGUCCUCUGUGAAACAACCCAAGGUCUGCCUCUGCUGAUGCCUUCAGGGGCCUUCAUCAGAGACACAGUGAUUCUGCGGUGUGUGGGACCCUCCAACAAAAACCUGCGCUUCUACAAAGAUGGAGUCAUUGUGAAAACAGACACAAACCAUCAGUUUAAACGAACAUCUGAAACAACAGUGGAGCUGAUGAUCGUCUCAGCCUCAGGAUCAGACCAGGGCUGGUACUUCUGUGGGAUGGAUGGACCAACACGGUAUACAGCAAAUAAACUUACAAUAUACACAGGUCUGCCUCUGCUGAUGCCUUCAGGGGCCUUCAUCAGAGACACAGUAUUUCUCCGGUGUGUGGGACCCUCCAACAAAAACCUGCACUUCUACAAAGAUGGAGUCAUUGUGAAAACAGACACAAACCAUCAGUUUAAACAAACAUCUGAAACAACAGUGGAGCUGAUGAUCGUCUCAGCCUCAGGAUCAGACCAGGGCUUGUACUCCUGUGGGAUGGAUGGAGCAACACUGGACAUAGCAAAAGCACUUACAAUAUACACAGACAGAAGUCGGAGUAUUAGGCUGAGUGCAGACAGUCUCCUCAUCCCAGAGAGUGGCUGGGUGAUGCUGAGCUGUGAGAUAGAAUUGAUUCAGAAAUAUCAAUGGAUCAGACGUACUUCCGCUCAUACUUAUCACUUUGAGAUCUUAAAUGAAGCUACAGCUAAAGUCUAUGUACAUCGUGGAGGUGUGUACUCCUGCAGAGGAGAAGAGGAGCUCAUUCUCACACCAGAAAGUGACUUUGUCACCAUUUGGGAAACUGUGUCAAACGGAGCAGUGGUGCAACCUGAGCCUGACUGGACAGAGGUGUUUGUAGGAGAGAGCCUGUCUCUCAGGUGUGAGGUGGAGGAUGAAGGAAACUCUCAGUGGAUUUAUGAAUGGAAGAGGACAGGAGUUGACUUACCUACAGCAACCAGAGAAUAUGCACUCUCCAAUGUGUCUGAGUCUGACAGUGGAGACUACAGCUGCAGAGGGACGAGAGGAGCAUAUCAGAGAACACAGUGGAGCCAGGUGACCAAGUUACAAGUGAUCGAUAAAGCCGUCCCUGUCGUCUCUGUGUCUCCGUCCUGGUUGAGUCCUGGUGCCUCUGUCUCUCUGAAUUGUGACGUUACAUCGCCCUCUGCAGGAUGGAGGUUUUACUGGUACCAGGCUGUUCCUCUUCCAUCAGGCCUGUACUCACAUGAACUGCUCAGUGGUGACACCUCAGGGACUGCACAUGCCUCCUUCAGUAUUCAUGGUCUGAGCAGCACAACCGGCUUUGUGUGUCGAGCUGCACGAGGGACAGACUUCUACACUGAAUACAGUCCACCGCAGUUUGUCUGGUCUGCAGAUGCUGGUUCCAGAGUGGCUCCAGAUGUGUUUCCUAAAAGCUCACAACACCUCACCAUGGACAAAGUGUCAGUGAGCUGUAGGCCCGGCUCGUCAGAUGAAGAGUGGAGAGUCCAGAUGUUUUCUCUGACCACAAAGUCCUUACAGCAGUGUCGCUCCCACACAACAGAACACACACAUACAUGUGAAUUUUCUGCACCUCCAGAGACCAGAGCAGUGUUCUGGUGUGAGUCUGGGACUGGACAAAUGUCUGAUGCUGUCAACAUCACCAUUCAUGAUGCUGUGGUCCUGUUGAUCCCGGCGCUCCCUGUGCCUGAGGGACAUGCCGUCUCUGUCACCUGUAAACUGAGACAUUCUGCUACUUUCUCCUUUGUCCAUUUCUAUAAAGAUGGACAAUUAAUCCAAAAAGAUUCUUCCAGACAAUACAACAUCUCUGCAGUGUCCAAGUCUGAUCAGGGUUCAUACAGAUGUGAGCUUCAGGACUCUGCACAAAAGGUCCUGACUUCUCCAGAGAGUUGGCUGUCUGUCACAUUGUCCAAGAAGAGGAGCUUUCCAGUUCAUGUGAUCGUGCUGGUUGUGGCUUGUGUGUUAGUUUUCAUUUUGAUCCUGCUUCUGAUUCUAUGGCUCUACAGAAACAAGAAAGGUGUGACUUUAGAAGCUCCAGACAAAACCCCGUGGCUCAGAGACUCUGUGACUGUGCGGUGUUUGGGGUCGGACAUAGACAUGGAAAAGAUGAGCCUCUACAAAGACGACAGACUGGUGACAGAAGAUGCCUCUCAUCAGAUCAGAAGGACAAACACCAGAGUGGAGCUGACGAUCAGCUCAGUGUCUGAUACAGAUUAUGGAGUUUACACAUGUGUGAGCAAUGACUGGAUAAUAUAUGGGCAGAGUCGUCAUAUUUGGAUACGGGCUUCCAGCUGGAUUGUACCAGACCAGGGCAGUGUGACUCUGGAAUGUUCUGUAGAGGACUUUGAAAACCCUCAGUGGCUCAGACGCUCUUCACUUAAUGCCCCUGACUUUGAAAUAUUGAAUGAGCACAAAACUAGAAUAAGUGUAACUCGUGGAGGAGUGUACUCCUGCAGAGGGGUGGAUACUCUGAUCAUAACUAAAGAAACUAAUGCGAUCGACAUUAUGGAGACUGGUCUGCCUCUGCUGAUGCCUUCAGGGGCCUUCAUUAGAGACACAGUGAUUCUGCGGUGUGUAGGACCCUCCAAAAAAUAUCUGCACUUCUACAAAGAUGGAGUCAUUGUGAAAACAGACACAAACCAUCAGUUUAAACGAACAUCUGAAACAACAGUGGAGCUGAUGAUCAUCUCAGCCUCAGGAUCAGACCAGGGCUUGUACUCCUGUGGGAUGGAUGGAGCAACACUGUACACAGCAAAUAAACUUACAAUAUACACAUACAGAAGUCGGAGUAUUAGGCUGAGUGCAGACAGUCUCCUCAUCCCAGAGCGUGGCAGGGUGAUGCUGAGCUGUUACAUAGAAUCGAUUCAGAAAUAUCAAUGGAUCAGACGUACUUCCACUCAUACUUCUCACUUUGAGAUCUUAAAUGAAGCUACAGCUACUAUCGCUGUACAUCGUGGAGGUGUGUACUCCUGCAGAGGAGAAGAGGAGCUCAUUCUCACACCAGAAAGUAACAUUGUCACUAUUUGGGAAAUUGUGUCAAACGGAGCAGUGGUGCAACCUGAGCCUGACUGGACAGAGGUGUUUGUAGGAGAGAGCCUGUCUCUCAGGUGUGAGGUGGAGGAUGAAGGAAACUCACAGUGGACUUAUGAAUGGAGCAGGACAGGAGUUGACUUACCUACAGCAACCAGAGAAUAUGCACUCUCCAAUGUGUCUGAGUCUGACAGUGGAGACUACAGCUGCAGAGGGAGAGGAGCAUAUCAGAGAACACAGUGGAGCCAGGUGACCAAGUUACAAGUGAUCGAUAAAGCCGUCCCUGUCGUCUCUGCGUCUCCGUCCUGGUUGAGUCCUGGUGCCUCUGUCUCUCUGAAUUGUGACGUUACAUCGCCCUCUGCAGGAUGGAGGUUUUACUGGUACCAGGCUGUUCCUCUUCCAUCAGGCCUGUACUCACAUGAACUGCUCAGUGGUGACACCUCAGGGACUGCACAUGGCUCCUUCAGUGUUCAUGGUCUGAGCAGCACAACCGGCUUUGUAUGUCGAGCUGCACGAGGGACAGACUUCUACACUGAAUACAGUCCACCGCAGUUUGUCUGGUCUGCAGAUGCUGGUUCCAGAGUGACUCCAGAUGUGCUUCCUAAAAGCUCACAACACCUCACCAUGGACAAAGUGUCAGUGAGCUGUGGGCCCGGCUCGUCAGAUGAAGAGUGGAGAGUCCAGAGGUUUUCUCUGACCACAAAGUCCUUACAGCAGUGUCGCUCCCACACAACAGAACACACACGUACAUGUGAAUUUUCUCCACCUCAAGAGGCCAGAGCAGUGUUCUGGUGUGAGUCUGGGACUGGACAAAUGUCUGAUGCUGUCAACAUCACUGUUCAUGAUGCUGUGGUCCUGUUGAUCCCGGCGCUCCCUGUGCCUGAGGGACAUGCCGUCUCUCUCACCUGUAAACUGGGACAUUCUGCUGCUUUCUCCUUUGUCCAUUUCUAUAAAGAUGGACAAUUAAUCCAAAAAGAUUCUUCCAGACAAUACAACAUCUCAGCAGUGUCCAAGUCUGAUCAGGGUUCAUACAGAUGUGAACUUCAGGACUCUGCACAAAAGGUCCUGACUUCUCCAGAGAGUUGGCUGUCUGUCACAUUGUCUGAGAAGAGGAGCUUUCCAGUUCAUGUGAUCGUGCUGGUUGUGGCUUGUGUGUUAGUUUUCAUUUUGAUCCUGUUUCUGAUUCUAUGGCUCUACAGAAACAAGAAAGAUCCAAUACAACCAAUCAGACGUCUGCUGGAGAUCAUGUGA